This is a messenger RNA of Octodon degus (degu), 3437 nucleotides long. It is a transcript of the gene Ints9, whose product is annotated as integrator complex subunit 9. The coding region runs from base 296 to 2272 and encodes 658 amino acids. Gene Ontology annotation, biological process: snRNA processing. The transcript has 17 exons. NCBI's taxonomy places the organism in Eukaryota, Metazoa, Chordata, Mammalia, Rodentia, Octodontidae. The record is from RefSeq and is a predicted model, not a curated record. Gene Ontology annotation, cellular component: integrator complex.
CCAUACGAGGGACAUGAUAUCAUGCUGGGGUGGAGAAGGAGGAUGAAUUGGCGGUGAGGAUAAACUUGAGUUGACGGAAGAAGGCUUUCGAAAGAAAAGGGAGGAAAAGGAAAGCCGACCACAGUUCACAUGGUGCCGGGGAAGACUACACUUCCCAUGAUGCCUUUGGGAAGGGGUGCGAGGAGGAAAAACUCCCAACUUCCGCGACGCUCUCGGCGGCAGCCUGCGGAGACCGGAAGACGUUUUCUGGAUUUGAGAAGCGGGGAGGUUGAUAUUAAACAUCCUAAAGUCCGACAUGAAACUGUAUUGCCUGUCAGGGCACCCAACCUUACCAUGCAAUAUCCUCAAGUUCAAAUCAACCACCAUUAUGCUAGACUGUGGACUGGACAUGACUUCUACCCUCAAUUUCCUUCCUUUGCCACUUGUUCAAAGUCCCAGGCUGUGUAAUCUUCCUGGCUGGUCCCUGAAGGAUGGAAAUGCUUUCUUAGACAAGGAGUUAAAGGAGUGCUCAGGUCAUGUAUUUGUGGAUUCUGUGCCUGAAUUCUGUUUACCAGAGACCGAGCUAAUAGACUUAUCCACAGUGGAUGUAAUUCUCAUCUCUAACUAUCACUGCAUGAUGGCUUUGCCCUACAUCACUGAGCACACAGGAUUCACAGGCACAGUGUAUGCCACGGAGCCCACGGUCCAGAUUGGCAGGCUUCUCAUGGAAGAGUUGGUGAAUUUCAUUGAAAGAGUGCCAAAGGCUCAGUCUGCCUCCUUGUGGAAGAAUAAGGACAUACAGCGGCUGCUGCCUUCUCCGCUCAAGGAUGCAGUGGAAGUAUCAACCUGGAGAAGAUGUUACACCAUGCAGGAGGUGAACUCUGCCCUUAGUAAAAUCCAACUGGUGGGAUAUUCUCAGAAGAUUGAGCUUUUUGGUGCAGUCCAGGUGACUCCUCUCAGCUCUGGCUAUGCCCUUGGAAGCUCCAACUGGAUUAUCCAGUCCCAUUACGAAAAGGUUUCUUACGUCUCUGGAUCUUCCUUGCUUACCACACACCCUCAGCCCAUGGACCAAACUUCUCUCAAAAACAGCGAUGUUCUUGUUCUGACAGGGCUCACCCAGAUCCCCACCGCGAAUCCUGAUGGCAUGGUGGGAGAGUUCUGCAGCAACCUGGCUCUGACUGUCCGGAAUGGAGGCAACGUGCUGGUCCCCUGCUACCCAUCUGGUGUGAUCUAUGACCUCCUGGAGUGCCUGUACCAGUACAUCGACUCGGCUGGCCUCUCCAGCAUCCCCUUCUACUUCAUCUCCCCGGUGGCCAACAGUUCCCUGGAGUUCUCCCAGAUUUUUGCCGAAUGGCUUUGUCACAACAAACAGAGCAAAGUGUAUCUCCCCGAGCCACCUUUUCCUCAUGCAGAGCUCAUUCAGACCAACAAGCUGAAGCACUACCCCAGCAUCCACGGAGACUUCAGCAAUGACUUCCGGCAGCCAUGCGUGGUGUUCACUGGGCACCCUUCGCUCCGGUUUGGGGACGUGGUCCAUUUCAUGGAGCUCUGGGGAAAAUCGAGUCUCAACACUGUCAUAUUUACAGAACCGGACUUCUCCUACCUGGAAGCGCUGGCUCCCUACCAGCCCUUGGCCAUGAAGUGCAUAUACUGCCCCAUCGAUACACGCCUCAACUUCAUCCAGGUGUCCAAGCUGCUGAAAGAAGUGCAGCCCCUGCACGUGGUCUGUCCUGAGCAGUACACCCAGCCGCCCCCAGCCCAGUCACACAGGAUGGACCUCAUGAUCGACUGCCAGCCUCCACCCAUGUCCUACCGGCGGGCUGAGGUCCUGGCCCUGCCCUUCAAGCGUCGGUAUGAAAAAAUUGAAAUCAUGCCCGAGCUUGCGGACUCCCUGGUGCCCAUGGAGAUCAAGCCUGGCAUCUCCUUGGCAACCGUCUCAGCUGUGCUGCACACAAAAGACAACAAGCAUGUGCUUCAGCCCCCUCCCAGGCCGGCACAGCCCACCAGUGGGAAGAAAAGAAAGCGCGUGAGCGAUGACGUGCCAGACUGCCAAGUGCUGAAGCCUCUGCUGAGUGGCUCCAUCCCUGUGGAGCAGUUUGUGCAGACCCUGGAGAAGCAUGGCUUCAGUGAUAUCAAGGUGGAAGACACAGCCAAGGGCCAUAUUGUCCUGCUGCAGGAAGCAGAAACGCUCAUCCAAAUUGAAGAGGAUUCAACUCACAUCAUCUGUGACAAUGAUGAGAUGCUGAGGGUACGACUGCGGGACCUUGUCCUCAAAUUCUUACAGAAGUUCUGAGGAGGACCCAGAGCCACUCCUCUCCCUAGAAUUCUCCCAGCAUAGUCUGCUAAGGCAGAGUGUGUGAUGGCCAGUGUCCCUGUGGUGUCCCCUGGCCUCAAGAAAACAGGUGGCUCUGAGGGAAACAGUCUAGAGCUCUGGAGGAUCUGCUGCCUGGCUUCUUGCAGCUUUUCAGGGAGAACUUGCUCUUUAAGCCUCAGAAUCCUGUCCUUUCCAGCUUUGGCAGUCUAGAGCGGCUGAGGGUGACAUAAGCAUGGCUGAAUGCAAGGUGGAGAGUGACAGGGAAGCUCAGAAGGUGACCAGCUUCUGUAGUGUGGGCCCCUGUUUGACUGUCAGAGGCCUCCCCUCCAAAACAAGUCUGCUUAUCUGCAGAGUGUGGCACCUGAAGAGGAAGAGGAUCCCAAACAAUUAGUCUUUUAUAUUGUGGCCAUUCUCUUUAAUAAAACUUAUUUUUACAGAAGUAUGUGUACACUGUCAAACUUCAAAUCUAAAUAUCUGGAAAAAGAAUGAAAAUAUAUAAAACAUAAACUUAGAAAAUACUACAGCAGAUUUCAGUUUGAUGUGUACAUUAAACCCUAAAGCCCAGCAUUGUUUCUAAAAAUACAGAGAUUUCUUAAUUUCUGUGAAGUCCUUUAAGUUCUGUCUACAUAAAAAGCACUAAGAUGGAGACCGCCAGCCGUGAGUGACAGAAUGGCCUAAGCAGGUGUUUCUCAGAAGCCGCCCCCUUGGUGCCGCAGUAGUGCCUCCAGGUCUGCGGGCUGAUCCUGCCCUGCCUGCUAUUCUCAGGAGCUUCGUGCCUUCCCUCAGAUGCCCAUAGAUGCCUAAGGAAUGAAUAGUGAGGUUUCAGAGCAAAGUAACUUCUCACCAAAGAUAACUGCGCAUGCGUGUGAUCCCAGCACUCUGGGAGGCUGAGGUAGGAAGAUCGCAAGUUUGAGCUCAGCCUGGGCAACUCAACAAGACUCAAAAAUAAAGGGGUUGGGUAUGCAGCCCUGUGCAAAGGCCUUGGGUUCAAUCCCCAAUCCACUGCCCCCCGCCCCCCAAAAAAUACUGCAUUUAAAUAAUGCUGUCUGAACCAUUUCAACCUGUUUUCCGGGUGUUUGCCAGGCACCUGUAAUACCAGCACUCUGGGCUACAAAGUGACCUCAGGUUCAGCCUAAACUGCAUA